AUUGGGUGGAAUUAGGCAGACACUCACUCAGGAGGAGGGGGGUACUCAGUUCAGGCAGGUUAUUAGGUGACUGGGGAAGGAGACAUUGCAAGGGGCUUUAGGGAGAGCAUGAAGCAGCUGGUGAGCUCGGCGGAGAAUGCAGCAUAAGAGAAUGGAACAAAAACGUUAGACAGAGUGCAGAUAAAACAUGAGUCCCAGAGGGCCCUAGCCAGCUGCAUCCCAGGCAAUCAGGAGCCCAGGAAUGGAGACCCCACCCCUGCUGUGACAUCACAGGGGAGUGGGGUGGAGACGAAUAAAAAAGGGGUCCCCCGCCCUGGCCCUGGACUGUUGGCUGCCCAGAGUGUCAAGAGAAGAGAUAGCCUGGGUACUGGGCUAAGGUUGCCUGGCUAAAAAGAACAGGUUUCAUUCCUCAAGCCCCUCUAAGCUGCCCCCUCCAAACCUUGAUCUUUGUCUCCCUGCCCUCAGGUCCUCUCUCUCCUGAGGCUUCCAUCAGGCCCCUUUUGUGUGGUCCCUGAGCAUUCUCUCGGCAUGAACUGCAUAUCCGACUUCUUCACCUAUGAGACCACCAAGUCGGUGGUCGUGAAGAGCUGGACCAUUGGGAUCAUCAACCGAGCAGUUCAGCUUCUGAUCAUCUCCUAUUUUGUGGGGUGGGUUUUCUUGCAUGAGAAGGCCUACCAAGUGCGGGACACAGCCAUUGAGUCCUCAGUGGUAACCAAGGUGAAGGGCUUUGGACGCUAUGCCAACAGAGUCAUGGACGUAUCUGAUUAUGUGACACCACCCCAGGGUACCUCUGUCUUUGUUAUCAUCACCAAGAUGAUUGUUACUGAAAACCAGAUGCAGGGAUUCUGCCCAGAGAACGAGGAGAAGUACCGCUGUGUUUCCGACAACCAGUGUGGGCCAGAGCGCUUCCCGGGUGGGGGGAUCCUCACUGGCCGCUGCGUGAACUACAGCUCUGUGCUCCGGACCUGUGAGAUCCAGGGCUGGUGCCCCACCGAGGUGGACACAGUGGAAAUGCCUAUCAUGAUGGAAGCUGAGAAUUUCACCAUUUUCAUCAAGAACAGCAUCCGUUUCCCUCUCUUCAACUUUGAGAAGGGGAACCUCCUGCCAAACCUGACAGCCAGGGACAUGAAGACAUGCCGUUUCCACCCUGAAAAGGCUCCUUUCUGCCCCAUCUUGAGGGUAGGAGACGUGGUCAAGUUUGCCGGGCAGGAUUUUGCCAAGCUGGCCCGCACGGGUGGAGUUCUGGGUAUCAAGAUCGGCUGGGUGUGUGACCUGGACAAGGCCUGGGACCAGUGCAUCCCCAAAUAUUCCUUCACUCGACUGGAUGGUGUUUCUGAGAAGAGCAGCGUCUCCCCUGGCUAUAACUUCAGGUUUGCCAAGUACUACAAAAUGGAGAAUGGCAGUGAGUAUCGCACACUCCUGAAGGCUUUUGGCAUCCGCUUUGACGUGCUGGUGUAUGGAAAUGCCGGCAAGUUCAACAUCAUCCCCACCAUCAUCAGCUCUGUGGCAGCCUUCACUUCUGUGGGAGUGGGAACUGUUCUCUGUGACAUCAUCUUGCUCAACUUCCUCAAGGGGGCCGACCAGUACAAAGCUAGGAAGUUUGAGGAGGUGAAUGAGACGACUCUGAAGGUCACUGCCUUGGCCAACCCAGUGUACCCCAGCGACCAGACCACAGAAGAGAAGCAGUCUACAGACUCAGGGGCCUACUCCAUUGGCCACUAGGAUCCCUUCCAACAACCCCAUGCUCACCCUUGGGCUCCAGACCUCUAACAGGGGCCCCACCUGGGCAAGGAGGGGUGGG
Molecule: messenger RNA, 1801 nt
Organism: Castor canadensis (American beaver)
Lineage: Eukaryota; Metazoa; Chordata; Mammalia; Rodentia; Castoridae
Gene: P2rx3
Product: purinergic receptor P2X 3
Biological process (GO): response to ATP; calcium ion transmembrane transport
Cellular component (GO): plasma membrane
Molecular function (GO): purinergic nucleotide receptor activity; ATP binding; extracellularly ATP-gated monoatomic cation channel activity
Source: RefSeq, a predicted model, not a curated record